Molecule: messenger RNA, 611 nt
Organism: Erythranthe guttata (spotted monkey flower)
Lineage: Eukaryota; Viridiplantae; Streptophyta; Magnoliopsida; Lamiales; Phrymaceae
Source: RefSeq, a predicted model, not a curated record
AUGUCUGUCAUAGCAGUGUUACCAGAAUUUCAUGAAUUUAGCGGAAUGGAAACAAGAGAGGCACCACCUGCACAUUUGUUGGUCAAGAUUGAAUCAUUCUCCUUAUUUGAAAAGUAUCAAAUUGAGAAAUACGAAACUAAGGAAUUUGCGGCUGGAAAAUAUAAGUGGAAACUAAUAAUCUAUCCUAAUGGAGACGGCAAUAUCGGAAAAGAUAGCGGCUAUGUUUCUGUAUAUUUGGCUAUGGUAGACACAUGUUCUCAACCUGUGGAGGUCAAUGCUGUCUUCAGUAUCUUUCUCUUUAAUCAUAUUUCCGGCAAAUAUCUUUCUUCACUAGGAAGAACAAGACGUUUCCUAGGAACGAAGUCCAAAUGGGGAUUUUCAAAAUUUAUAUCAAAGGAAAGUCUGACAGACCCAUCAAAUGGAUAUGUAGUUGGUGACAAGUCAUGUGUGUUUGGUGCUGAGGUUUUUGUGGCUAAAAAAGAAGCAAUCACUCAAUUCGUGUCUUCAAGAAAUGUUGACGUUCCUUACAAACGUGAUUGGAUUAUUCCAAACUACUCCAAACUCGGAUUGUUUUGGGUAUCGGAGGAAUUCGGUGCUGGAGGCGAAAAAUG